This is a messenger RNA of Rhagoletis zephyria (snowberry fruit fly), 549 nucleotides long. NCBI's taxonomy places the organism in Eukaryota, Metazoa, Arthropoda, Insecta, Diptera, Tephritidae. The record is from RefSeq and is a predicted model, not a curated record.
AUGGACACAAAGUCUGAGAAGCGCCUGGAACGCAUCAAGAACACCAUCCGCACCUACGUCAACUUUCCCAAGGAGGGCAUCGUCUUUCGCGACGUCUUCCCCCUCUUCCAGGAUCCGUCGGUGCUGGAGGACGUGAUGGCGCUCUUCGAGGAGCACAUCCGCUCGCUGGCGCCGCCCAAGGUGGGCGCCAUCAUCGGCCUCGAGUCGCGCGGCUUCCUCUUCGGCCCCACCCUCGCCCUCCGCCUGGGGCUGCCCUUUGUGCCGGUGCGCAAGGCGGGCAAGCUGCCGGGGAAGGUGGUCUCCGCCGCCUACCAGCUGGAGUACGGCAGCGACCGCUUCGAGCUCCAGGAGAGCUCCAUCACCCCCGCCGGCCUGCCGGUGGUCAUCGUCGACGACCUGCUCGCCACCGGCGGCUCGCUCAAGACGGCCAUCAAGCUGGUGGAGCAGUGCGGCGGCACCGUCCGCUCCGCCGCCGUGGUCAUCGAGCUGGCCGACCUGGCCGGCCGCAAGCAGGUCUCCUCGCCCGUCUUCGCCCUGGUUCAGUACUGA